This is a messenger RNA of Ceratotherium simum simum (southern white rhinoceros), 3147 nucleotides long. The record is from RefSeq and is a predicted model, not a curated record. NCBI's taxonomy places the organism in Eukaryota, Metazoa, Chordata, Mammalia, Perissodactyla, Rhinocerotidae.
AUUGUUAUAUGGUAUAUAAAAGUGAACUUUUGAAUUGUUACUUGAAGUGCUUAAGUUGUUUCAAGAUGGAUUGAUUAUAUGUAAAAUAAACUUGUUAUAAAUAUGUUUUUAAACAGUUUUUAAAAAUCCACCACCUUUUGCGUAACUUCUUAUCUUUUUUCCAUCUCAACAACUAGAGCUGGACUGGCCAUUAUGGAGGAGGAGCUGCAGCAUUCGCACUGUGUGAACUGUGUCAGUCGACGGUGUAUGACCAGACCAGAGCCUGGGGUUUCCUGUGACUUGAUUGGUUGUCCAUUGGUUUGUGGAGCAGUUUUCCAUUCUUGUAAAGCUGAUGAACACCGACUUUUAUGUCCUUUUGAACGAGUGCCUUGUUUAAAUAGUGACUUUGGAUGUCCAUUUACAAUGGCUCGAAAUAAAGUUGCUGAACAUCUAGAGACGUGUCCUGCAAGUGUGGUGUGCUGUACGAUGGAGUGGAACCGAUGGCCAGUUAGUUACGCAGACCGGAAAUCGUAUGAAAAUCUAAGCAGAGAUGUUGAUGAAGUGGCACAAUUAGAUAUGGCCUUGGCCCUUCAAGACCAAAGGAUGCUCUUAGAAUCUCUCAAAGUAGCCACCAUGAUGUCAAAAGCGACUGAUAAAGUAUCAGAACCUAGAGAACAAAUCUCAGUUAAAUCAAGUGUCCCAGAAAUACCACAUGCUAAUGGUUUGGUGUCUGUUGAUGAAGAAUCUUAUGGUGCACUUUAUCAAGCUACUGUAGAAACAACCAGAAGUUUGGCUGCUGCUUUAGAUAUCCUGAAUACUGCCACAAGAGACAUUGGCAUGUUAAGUUCGAGUCUUCGUGCUUCCCCAAAUGAAAUGAAUGAAGAGCAAAAUGCCGGAGAAAGCUUACAGAAUAGAACCUUGAAAGACCAGGACCAUCUUUAUGAGGAUGAGAUGGGAGCAGUAGGUGGAAUUGACCAUAACGACACAAGUCAGAAUGCCCAGUCUGAACAAAAUGGUUCAAGUGAUUUAUUAUGUGACUUGAAUACUAGUUCUUAUGGUACUUCUGCUCUUUGUAAUGGCUUUCCUUUGGAAGAUAUAUGUACACAGGUCAUAGACCAGAAUCAGAAUUUACGUGGUGAUUCAGAACAAAGUAACUUAACAAAUGGAGAAUGUGUAGCAUCAGAUGGCACUUCAAAACCUUCCAGUUCACUUUCAGUAGCAGCACAACUUAGGGAAGUAAUACCAUCUAAUGCUUUGCCAAAUGGCACAGAUGAUGAGGAUGAAGGAGAAUUGUGUUGGAGAAAAGUAGACUUGGAGGACUUACGGAAUGUGGAUGUAUUAUCUUUCAGUCAUCCUCCUCCAUUCAAAUUUCUUUCUAAUUCAUGUUGGUCUAAACCAAAGGAAGAUAAAGCAGUAGAUACGUCAGAUUUGGAAGUUGCAGAAGAUCCAAUGGGCCUCCAAGGAAUAGAUCUAAUCACAGCAGCAUUACUGUUUUGUCUAGGAGAUUCUCCAGGAGGGAGGGGUAUAUCUGAUAGUCGCAUGGUUGAUGUCUGUCACGUGGACUUUGGGACUCAGACGUUUUCACUUCCGUCUGCAAUCUUAGCUACAAAUACAAUGGUUGGGGAAAUAGCUUCAGCUUCAGCUUGUGAUCAUGCCAACCCCCAGCUUUCAAAUCCCAGUCCUUUUCAGACACUUGGGCUGGAUUUAGUAUUGGAAUGUGUCGCUAGGUACCAACCGAAGCAGCGUUCAAUGUUUACAUUUGUUUGUGGACAAUUAUUUAGAAGAAAAGAAUUUUCUUCACAUUUUAAGAACGUGCAUGGUGACAUUCAUGCUGGACUUAAUGGCUGGAUGGAGCAGAGGUGUCCUUUAGCAUAUUAUGGUUGUACCUAUUCUCAGCGUAGAUUUUGUCCGUCAACACAAGGAGCAAAGGUUAUACAUGACCGCCACUUGAGGUCAUUUGGAGUUCAGCCAUGUGUGUCUACAGUAUUAGUAGAGCCUGCUAGAAACUGUGUGUUGGGAUUACAUAGUGACCAUCUAAGUAGUCUUCCUUUUGAGCUCCUACAACAUAUUGCAGGCUUUCUCGAUGGCUUCAGUUUAUGCCAGCUCUCAUGUGUAUCCAGGUUAAUGAGGGAUGUAUGUGGCAGUCUGCUUCAGUCUCGUGGAAUGGUCAUACUGCAGUGGGGGAAAAGGAAGUACCCAGAAGGAAAUUCAUCAUGGCAGAUUAAAGAAAAGGUGUGGCGAUUCAGUACUGCAUUUUGUUCUGUUAAUGAAUGGAAAUUUGCUGACAUCCUAAGCAUGGCUGACCACUUGAAGAAAUGCAGUUACAACAUUGUAGAGAAACGGGAGGAAGCAGUCCCAUUGCCGUGUAUGUGUGUGACACGAGAACUCACUAAAGAAGGACGUUCACUUCGCUCAGUUUUAAAACCUGUACUUUAAAAACUGUAACUCCACUUGCACAUACAUGUGAGCACCUAGUACAAUUUCUUUGUAAUAUGUGACACUUUAUUAAUGUAUUAAAGUUACAACUAGCUAAAUUUAUUGUCACUUUGUAUAUAAUGUUUUGAAGUGACAUAUAUUUUUAUAAAGUACUGUUUAGUUGGGAAAAAGUUGCCUUAAUGUUUGAAAUGUGUGAAAUUUUUGGAACUUGCUGGACAGGGUGAUUUAAUUUUUAGCAACAUAAUUUUCAGAAUUAGUAUUUUUAAUGGUGUGCAUAUUUUGGUUCUUAAAUUUUUUGCUGCUUAAACUAACAAGAUCCUGACCAAGCAAUUUAUUCCUCAUGUUUUCUGUGGGUUGCAACCCAUGCUCAAAAAGCAAAACUUUGAUUCAAACUUUUGCGGCAUAGGUUUUUCAGAUAAAAACAUUCAAUUGCUUAAAUACUGCCAUAAGAUCAUUAUAAAGUUUUUAUUUUCUAGUGCCCCCCUUAUACAAUUGGUACAUGGAUGAUCUCUAAGACAGUCGGCCCUUGGUAUCCAUGGGUUCUGCAUCCGCAGAUUCAACUGGCCGCGGAUGGAAAGGCCUGUGAUGGUUGCAUCUAUACUGAACAUGUAGACUUUUUUUCUUGUCAUUAUUCCUUAAACAAUGCAGUAUAACAACUACUGACAUAGCAUUUACAUUGUAUUAGGUAUUAUAAGUAAUUUAGAGAUGAUUUAAAAUUUACAGGAGGAUGUG